GCGCGCCAGGCGCGUCUCCGGCCAGGCGCGUCUUGGAGGUGGCAGGCAGGCAGGCGCCGCGUCUGCUGCCUCCUCGGCGGAGGGAUGGAGGCUGCUGUGCUGAAGCCCCUGGUGGCCGAGGUGAAGCCGGGCGCCGUCAGCGCCGAGCUGGAGGUGAAGAAGCUGCAGGAGCUGGUGCGCAAGCUGGAGAAGCAGAACGAGCAGCUGCGCAGCCGGGCGGCCGCCACCUCGCCCGCCUCGCCGGGAAGCGCCGCCGCCGCCGCCGCCGCCGCGCUCCUGCUGCUCCCCGCCGCCACCCCCAGCACCUCCCCGACGGCCUGCAUGCCCAGCCCGGUGCCCGCGCUCCUGUGCCAAGCCGAGCCCUUCGUCUACUUCAAGCCCUCGCCCCCCGGAGGAGAAGGAGGAGGAGGAGGAAGCUGCCGCCCCGGAGGCCACGAAGCCUCUCCCCCUACGGACACCGUCCUGGAUGAAGUGGAGGUGCUGGAUCUGCAGGGGGUCGAGUGCUGCCAUCCGGAGGACGACGACGACGACGAGACGUGGUUGUAUGUUGCACCAACAAAGAGCAUCGUACCCCAAGAAAAAUCACUGACCCCUUUGCAGUGGUGUCGCCAUGUUCUAGAUAAUCCAAGCCCUGAGAUGGAAGCUGCAAAACGCUCUCUCUGCUUCAGGUUGGAACAAGCUAGUCGAUGGCGGAGUCUCUUCUCUACGUCUGUCUCCUUGGCUUUCCCCUAUAGCCCUGUUGCAAGGCUCACUCCGUAUAGCAAUGGCUUUAACACUCCUGCCUUCUCUAAAACCUUCAACAAAGCAAUAUUAACACCUGAAAGAACAGGUUGUGUUUCUAGAAGUUCCCCUCUCAGCCCCCAGUCAUCCAUAGACAGUGAACUGAGCACCUCAGAACUAGAAGACGAUUCCAUCUCCAUGGGAUAUAAACUGCAAGACCUCACAGACGUCCAGAUCAUGGCUCGACUGCAAGAAGAGAGUCUGAGACAAGAUUAUGCGUCUACUUCAGCAUCCGUAUCGAGAAACAGCUCCAGCGUCUCUCUCCAUUCGAGCAAGAAAGGGACAAGCAGCGACCAGGAAUUUGAUCGCUACAGCCUUGAGGACGAAGAGGAAGAAUUCGACCACCUGCCCCCUCCGCAGCCUCGGUUGACCCGCUGCUCCCCUUUCCAAAGAGGAAUUCCCCAUUCACAGACUUUUUCCAGUAUACGGGACUGCAGGAGAAGCCCGACUUCCCCAUAUUUCCCCUCAAACAAUUAUCCGCAGCAACAGUGUUACUCUCCUCAAGCCCAAAAUCCUCUUGAGCCACAACCAAACAGGAUUAAUGGAGACAAGCUCCGAAGGAGCAUGCCAAACUUGGCUCGGAUGCCCAGCACCCCAACCCUCAGUUCCAAUGUUGGCCCUGCCAUCACUGUGAGGAACAGCCUAAGCUUUGAUUCUAAUCUGCAUGGAGCUGGCAAUGGGAUAUCAAGAAUACAGUCCUGCAUUCCUUCUCCAGGGCAACUUCAACACAGAGUUCACAGUGUGGGACACUUUCCAAUAUCUGUUCGGCAGCCUCUCAAAGCCACAGCCUAUGUCAGCCCGACCGUUCAAGGGAGCAGCAGCAGCGGCAGCAGCGGUGGUGGUGCUCCGUUGUCCAGCAACUUACAGCUACACUCCAACACAGGCAUCCCGAUGCCAAACAAGACUGCAAACGCCAGCAUUGCAGCUCGCAGCGGCCUCCCAAGGCCUUCCCUGGCUAUAGGGGGGAGCAGCAUACCCAGAAGCAAAAUUGCACAGCCAAUCCGAAGUUUUCUCCAGCCGCCAAAACCUCUUUCUUCGCUUAGUACUCUACGGGACGGCAACUGGAGGGAUGGCUGCUAUUGACAGUGGGUCGAGCCGAAAGACAGAUUCUCCUACCCAGCUGGCUGGGUAAAUAUAACUGUGAGAGGCUGGGUGAAUAACACAGGGCUGUUUCUUACUCUUCUGUCAUUGUCGUUGGUCACUAAACAUAUUACACUUAGUUGUUUGCUCAGAAAAACAAACAAACAGCAGUGUUGUCAAAUUAACGUUGCAGCAUUAUGGUUUAGGUUUUUAAAAACACAUGCAUAAAGUAUCCCACUGGGGGGAGCCAAAAUGUGACUUCUGGGUGCUUUGCCAUAACAGUGUUCAGAUCUCUUUGAUUUGUGUACUACUUUUUGUUGCUUUAACGAGUUCCCUUGCAAAUUGGCAAAAUAGAUCUAUAUCCUGACCUCCUGCUUCUUUUGUAGCCUUUCCAAGCGAGUGUAUUUUUGCACACACACCCCCACAUUUUGCUUGAA
Messenger RNA from Podarcis raffonei (Aeolian wall lizard), 2297 nucleotides. RefSeq names its product SLAIN motif family member 1 (gene SLAIN1). Bases 85 to 1863 code for a protein of 592 amino acids. Gene Ontology annotation, cellular component: microtubule plus-end. NCBI's taxonomy places the organism in Eukaryota, Metazoa, Chordata, Lepidosauria, Squamata, Lacertidae. Gene Ontology annotation, biological process: microtubule nucleation; cytoplasmic microtubule organization; positive regulation of microtubule polymerization. The record is from RefSeq and is a predicted model, not a curated record. The transcript has 8 exons.